This is a messenger RNA of Bombina bombina (fire-bellied toad), 2036 nucleotides long. It is a transcript of the gene YIF1B, whose product is annotated as Yip1 interacting factor homolog B, membrane trafficking protein. Gene Ontology annotation, biological process: endoplasmic reticulum to Golgi vesicle-mediated transport. The transcript is spliced from 8 exons. NCBI's taxonomy places the organism in Eukaryota, Metazoa, Chordata, Amphibia, Anura, Bombinatoridae. The coding region runs from base 100 to 990 and encodes 296 amino acids. Gene Ontology annotation, cellular component: endoplasmic reticulum membrane; Golgi membrane; endoplasmic reticulum-Golgi intermediate compartment. The record is from RefSeq and is a predicted model, not a curated record.
CUGGUACCCAAUGCACUUCACCUCAGGGCUAAAGAAAGAAACAAAAACCUAAUUGCAUCUCUCUUGUGUCCCAGGCUAUGUAAAUUCCAUACUCUUCUAAUGGGUAGAGUUAAAGCUCCUAAGAGGCGCCAACGUGGAUCUAACCCCAACAUGGCCUCCCCACACCAGCUUUUCGAUGACACCAGCGCAGGGCCUGGCAUCCAUGGCGUGGAAUAUCCUAAUCACGCCUCCCCUGCCCUGGGUAUCCCUACAGAGGCUUUCCUGUCCGAGCCUAUGUCAAACUUUGCCAUGGCUUAUGGAAGCAGUUUAGCCAGUCAGGGCAAGGAAAUGGUCGAUAAAAACAUUGACAGAAUUAUCCCAGUAAAUAAACUGAAGUAUUACUUUGCGGUCGAUACUGUCUAUGUUGGUAAAAAGAUCGGCCUCCUAGUGUUUCCCUACAUGCAUCAGAAUUGGGAGGUCAGAUAUCAGCAGGAUACCCCAGUAGCACCACGGUUUGAUGUCAACGCUCCAGAUCUGUACAUUCCAGUGAUGGCUUUUAUCACGUAUAUCCUUGUGGCCGGAUUGGCUUUGGGAACGCAAAACAGCUUUUCCCCGGAAAUAUUAGGCAUGCAAGCCAGCUCAGCCCUUGCAUGGCUCAUAGUCGAAGUGUUUGCUGUAUUGCUGAGCUUAUACCUGGUGACGGUAAAUACCGACCUUACCACAGUGGAUCUCAUUGCAUUUGCUGGAUAUAAAUAUGUAGGGAUGAUUGCGGGUGUGCUCUCUGGCCUCCUCUUUGGGAAGACUGUUUACUAUUUUGUCCUCAGCUGGUUCUGUAUCUGCAUUGUAGUUUUUAUGAUUCGCACCCUGCGAUUAAAAAUCCUGUCCGAGGCAGCAGCUCAAGGUGUUCUUGUAAGAGGUGCCAGGAACCAGCUGCGCAUGUACCUCACUAUGGCUAUAGCUGCCGUGCAGCCUAUCUUUAUGUACUGGUUGACCUAUCACCUUGUGAGAUGAGGCCCAGGUUUCCAUAUCCAGUCUGCUUUUCACCACAGAAGACCGAUACGCAUUUGAACCUCCUGCCUAUUGCAGAAAAUCUCUGUGUAAUUUUACCAUAUGCAGUGAUGCUGUUUCUCCACCUUCUGUUGAUAAACUCUGGGAAAUCCUUCAUCAUUAUCUCUACAGACCUUUUAUUUUUAUUUUUUAAAGAAUUUAAAACAUUCAUCAUUCUCCCACCCGGAUUAAAUGAGUGCCCUUUGGAUUGGCCACUCUUAGGUUUGGAUGUCCACUUUGUGGAUACUAUACUUUUAUGUAUUAACAUUUGCAUUGUACAUCUUAAUCAUAAAACAUUUUAUGUCCCAUACUGUCAUAAUUGUAGCAUACUGAGAUUGGGAUCUUAAACAAGUCCCAAAAUAAGGGAACUGUCCACAAAUAAAAAAUAGCCUACAAUUGAACUUGCCUAGUUUAGUAUAUUAACUAAUUGUUUAUUGCUAUGAACAAUAAACAGUUGGUGUCGGCAGUGGGAUUCAAAUGUUAUUCCUUGCUCAGAAUUGCAGCUGCACACCACUGAAACUUUCACAAAUGCUCCAUUUUCCACAUAGAUGUAUGUGCCCUUUAAUAAAUCUAUCACCUGGUCACUAUUUCAGAACCAUAAUCCUAUUUUAUUUGUAGUGAUAUAAAUUAUAUUGGAUUUUUUUUUAUUUUACAAAUAAUGAUACUUCAACAAUUGUUUUAUCAGAAAGCGGCGCUGCAAUCACAAAACUUGUGUAAAAUCACAUGUAAUAAGCUGAGAUUAACAGAUAUUUGCAAGAGAGGAAAUGCAUUAACUAUUUUAAUUGGCUUAUGUGAAGUUGACAUUUUUUUUUUUAUCUUUUUUUUUUUCUUUUUUUUUCUUCUUUUAGAAUUUUUAUUUUGAAUAGUCAUUAAAUUAAAAGCUUUUUGUUCAACCGUAUCAAAGUAUCUAGUAAUUUUUACACUUUUGCAUGUGGACAUUAAAAAAAGUAUUUUGUGUUUAAGCUGUAAAUUGUUGCUGCUGUCAAAUAAAAUUUGAACAUAUUGCGUCA